AUGACACUUAAGAUUGCAAAGAAUCGCGAGCGAGGACUUCUGGAGUUCCGAGGUGACACAUGGCAAGAAAGCGCAAUGGCCACAUCAGCACCAUUGUUUGAAGGUGUUGAUGAGGAGUUCGAGCAUAUUGAGAAUGAGCCGAAAGUUUCAAAGCAACAACUAUGGCAUGAGCGUCUUGGGCACCCAGGAAGAGAUAAAGCUAAGGCGAUCACAAGCAAGUUAAAGGAUAAGCAUACCAUGAAAUUGGAUCCAAACACCGCUCUGACAUGUGAGCAGUGCGUACGAUCCAAGAGCACAAGCGCUCGGAUGGGGAAAGGUAGCGGCAAAAGAGCUGUAGGGCCCCUGGAUCUUAUCCACGUCGAUCUAAUAAUAGACUCGUCCCACGUGACGGAGUACACAUGCACGUUGGUGCUGGUCGACGAUCAUAGCAAGUAUGUGUAUGCACAGCCAUUGACACGAAAGAGAACGGAAUGGAAAAGCAAUGAUGCAUUAGAAUGGUCGUUAGAAAAGGGCAUAGAGUGGCAAACCACCGUAGGGUACAACAGCAAACAAAAUGGACAGGUAGAAAGAAUGAACAGGACCCUUGGAGAGAAGAUGAGAACGUUGCUAAUGCAGAGGAGACUACCGAAGAAGUUCUGGCCAUACGCGAUCAGAGCUGCGGCGUUCAAAAUAAACCUCACUCCGAGCCUCCUACGAGUGUUUGGUUGUCUGGCAUGGGUAAACGUACCCAAAGUUAAACGGGACAACAAGAAACUGGACCAGCGAGCCGUCGCAUCCAUUUUCUUAGGGUACAGUCUAGAGAGGAAGGGCUGGCUCUUCUACAGCCCGGACUACAAUCCAAACAUCUUCUGGAGCAACUCAGCAAAAUUCAUGGAAUCAAAGUGCUGGUCAGACAGAACAGAGUGGCGACCGGUUGACACAAAGGCACCCCCAAUGAUGAUGACAGAGGAGAAUUUCGAAGAUCUAGGAUACAACAAAGAAAAUAUAUUCGACGAAACAGAUGAAGAGCCACUAUGA
This is a messenger RNA of Ustilago hordei, 1017 nucleotides long. RefSeq lists its product as uncharacterized. The transcript has 3 exons. The record is from RefSeq and is a predicted model, not a curated record. Bases 1 to 1017 code for a protein of 338 amino acids. NCBI's taxonomy places the organism in Eukaryota, Fungi, Basidiomycota, Ustilaginomycetes, Ustilaginales, Ustilaginaceae. Gene Ontology annotation, molecular function: nucleic acid binding.